Molecule: messenger RNA, 1944 nt
Organism: Cercospora beticola
Lineage: Eukaryota; Fungi; Ascomycota; Dothideomycetes; Mycosphaerellales; Mycosphaerellaceae
Gene: CDC6
Product: AAA family ATPase CDC6
Biological process (GO): mitotic DNA replication checkpoint signaling; DNA replication initiation; cell division
Cellular component (GO): nucleus
Molecular function (GO): DNA replication origin binding; ATP hydrolysis activity
Source: RefSeq, a predicted model, not a curated record
AUGCCGUCCACCAUCCUCGGCAAGCGCACUCGAAGUGCUGCAACAAUAGCAGCAGCAGGUGCGACGACAUCAGCAAAACCGCGGGAAGGCACAUUGGCUAAUGGCGCGGAUGCAGACAGCACAACCGCAGCGACACGAACACAGCGACGGCUAGCCGUCAAUGGACCAAACGAGGAGGAUGCGAAUAUCUUCGCGCCUAAGCGACAGCAUGUCAGCGAUAGCGAAGACGAGAUGGACCUGGACGCGUUGGAGCCGCCCACGAAGAGGACGCGUCGGGCUGCGAGAGUCGUACCUGCGAAGGAUACAGAUCGUGUAAUGCGCUCUCCUGCCACGGUCAGCGCGCACUUCCGGGUUGGCAAGAGUGUGUAUCAAGAUGGCAAGGCCGAUCAAGACAAGGAAAACACACCGCAGACACCGAGACAUCGCGACGCGCUCUCGAAGAAGGUGCCUAUCACACCGCGACACAGGGUGCUUGCAAGCAAAGCGACUCCACAAUCAGCAAGAACACCAGUCACGCCUUCGCGCGCAUCCAUCUACAACCAGGCGCGCCAGCUCUUUGCACGAUGCUCUAAUCCUGGCAAGCUUGUGGGACGCGACAAUGAGCGCCAAGAGCUGUCGAACUUCGUGUCGACCGCGCUCACGUCCAAAUCCACAGGAUGUCUAUAUGUAUCUGGUCCUCCGGGAACGGGCAAGAGCGCGCUUCUGAACGAGAUUAUCGAGGAACAGACCAAAGACAGCGGCGUGCCGGUUUCAGUGAUAAACUGCAUGAGCGUACGAAGCACCAGAGAUCUCAGCCAGAAACUGUCCGAAGAUCUCAGCCUGCGGGAGGAUGGAGGCUUCGAAUACCUCAAAUCGGUUUUCGUGCGCGGAAAGGCAAAGGACAAGAAGAAGUAUUUGGUGGUGCUGGACGAGGUGGACAUCUUGGUGGAUCUGGAUCUCGAGCUGCUCUACAGCCUUUUCGAAUGGUCGAUGCAACCAACAUCACGCCUCAUUCUGAUCGGAAUUGCGAAUGCGCUGGAUUUGACUGACCGCUUCCUUCCUCGACUGAAGGCACGAAACCUCAAGCCGGAGCUUCUGCCAUUCAUGCCUUACACCGCAGUGCAGAUCGCUGAAGUCAUCACCUCGAAACUCAAGAGUCUGGCCUCGUUAGAGUCUACGGUCGUACCGUUCCUGCAUCCAGCUGCAAUCCAAUUCUGCGCGAAAAAGGUCGCGGCUCAGACUGGCGAUCUACGAAAGGCCUUCGAUAUUUGCAAACGUGCAAUCGAUUUGAUCGAUAUUGAAACCCGCGACAAAGCUGCGGCACUCGAGCUCAGCCCAUCGAAAACACCGCUCAUGGACAACAUCAAUCUCUCUUCUCCGGUUGUGUCGCCGUCCAAGAAAGCUACAAUGGGGUACACAGUCGAAACAGCACCAAAGGCCACGAUUGCACACAUGGCGAAAGUCACAGCGCAGGCGUUCUCGAAUGGCGCUACUCAGCGUCUCAGCACGCUGAACCUACAGCAAAAGGCUGUCCUCUGCGCCCUUGCGGCACUGGAGAGAAAGAAGAGGGAGACACAAGUCGAUCGCACCAUGUUCGCGACCCCAUCGAAAUCGAACACUUCUGCACCAAGCAUCAAGCAAUUGUACGAUGCAUACUCGACUCUUUGCAAGCGCGAGAAUCUGUUCCAUGCACUCUCUUCUGUCGAGUUCCGCGACGUCGUUGCUGGGCUGGAGACUUUGUCAUUGGUGAGCGCGGUGGAUGGAGGAAAGAGCGGGAGCUUCGCGGUCCCAAUCACUCCUUCCAGGACUCCCGGCCGACCAAAGAAGAAUGGAUUCUCUGGUCCUGCAUUGACAGAAGAGAGACGAGUUGCGAGUACUGUUGGCCUCAAAGAGCUCAACGCGGCUCUUGAUGGCCCUGCAGCAGAUCUGUUGAAGGAGAUGCUUGUUGGCGAUGCAUUGGCAUGA